This is a messenger RNA of Dunckerocampus dactyliophorus (ringed pipefish), 655 nucleotides long. It is a transcript of the gene tbca, whose product is annotated as tubulin cofactor a. Gene Ontology annotation, cellular component: cytosol; microtubule cytoskeleton. Lineage: Eukaryota; Metazoa; Chordata; Actinopteri; Syngnathiformes; Syngnathidae. The transcript is spliced from 4 exons. Gene Ontology annotation, molecular function: beta-tubulin binding. Bases 102 to 428 code for a protein of 108 amino acids. The record is from RefSeq and is a predicted model, not a curated record. Gene Ontology annotation, biological process: post-chaperonin tubulin folding pathway; tubulin complex assembly.
UUGACUGCCUUCAGUCUGCACGCACACAAACUGCGCUGGUGCCGUUAGCUAGGUAGCAACUGGAAAGUAACAUCUCUACAACAAACUUACCGUCUAUAAUCAUGACUGACCCAAGAAUACGACAAAUUAAGAUCAAAACCGGCGUUUUGAAGAGGCUGGCCAAAGAGGAGGAGUCGUACAGAACGGAGGCCAAGCAGCAGGAGGAGAAGAUCGAGCAGCUGAAAGCAGCGGCGGCCGACAGUUACCUCAUCAAGCAGCACAUGGAGGGCUUGCAGGAGACCAUCAUGAUGAUCCCAGACAGUCGGCGCCGCCUGACCAUCGCACACGCCGACCUGCUGCAGCUACUGGAAGUGGAGGAAGAGUUGGCGGAAUCUGAAGAAUAUCAACAAGCCAAAAAUAUGUUGGAUUCAGUCAAGUUGGAAGCAUGAUUUGUCUCGUGACUGUGAGGUUGCUCCUGCUUGAAAUGUUCAUUCCUUCCACGUUCGGAACCACCCACAUAAUAAUUGUUCUUAUUAUGAUGGCGAUGGUUUGAUUCUGCCGCUGCUUUUUAAACCUCUCCUCUAACGAUGCAACUUUACGUGAAACUGUUCCUUUUUUUGUUUUGUUUUGUAAUUAUUGUUUUGUCACACAAAUACACCGCAGACUGAUGCACUCA